Dendroctonus ponderosae (mountain pine beetle) is the source of this 1034-nucleotide messenger RNA. Its product is annotated as retinol-binding protein pinta. The transcript has a single exon. The record is from RefSeq and is a predicted model, not a curated record. Gene Ontology annotation, cellular component: membrane. Gene Ontology annotation, molecular function: phosphatidylinositol bisphosphate binding. Lineage: Eukaryota; Metazoa; Arthropoda; Insecta; Coleoptera; Curculionidae. The coding region runs from base 82 to 975 and encodes 297 amino acids.
CGGUUUGAAUUAACCGAUCUUUGACCCGCAAACCCAACCAUAAUUUUGUUGUCGGCCUUCCAAGACUGCGCUCAGUAGUGAAUGAGUUAUUGCAACAUACACGUGCUAAGUAUGAACAACUUAAGUGAAGAUGCACGGCGAUACGCAUUGGAAAACUUGAACGAAACUGACGAAAAUAGACGAUAUUGUUUAGAAAAUAUAAGACUGUGGUUGCAAAACGAUGUUCCGUGGAUUAAAGGUCGCUCCGAAGAUAAGUAUAUACUGCCAUUUUUACGAGGAUGCAAAUUCAACCUAACCAAAACAAAGAUGAAGCUGAAGAAUUACUACAUGAUGAAGAGAGACCGGCCUGAAUGGUUUUCAAAUAGAAACCCUUUACUUCCCGAGAUACAGGCACUGGUCAAAUUGGGAGCUUUUGUGCCUCUGAAGCACACUCAAGACAACAAAAUGGUAAUCAUAAUUAGAACAGCUGCCCAUGAUCCAAAAAUACAUACAUGGAAUGAUGUUUUUAAAGUUGGAAAGAUGAUAUUAGAUGUGGCUUGCCAGGAAAUCGUAAACGCUCAAAUAUUUGGAGUUAUCGCAAUCUUUGACAUGACGGGAAUGGGAUUCACUCAUUACAAAUCCAUGACACCGACUUUGAUUAAGAAUGUUGUCUUUGCUUGGCAGAAUUACCAUGUUAGACCUAAGCAAUUGGAGUAUAUUAACUCCCCAACAUACAUAAACAUUGCCCUUAGAAUAUUUAAAAGCUUUAUGACCGAAAAGAUGAGAGGUAGAGUUAAAGUGCAUUUCGGUGGUGUUGAGGAAGCACAAACCAUUGUAGCAAAAGACAUUUUACCAGUAGAAUAUGGGGGCAGUGGAGAGAGCUUAAACAAUCUGAGCCAGUUUUGGGUGGAACAAUUACUGAAGUAUCGAGAUUGGUUUGCAGAAGACGAAUUUUAUAAGGCUGAGCAAACAGAAGCUUCGUCAAUCAUGAACUGAUAGACUUAACAACUUAGCGAUUUUUGUGUAAAUUAUGCAAUAUAUUUUUUAUUUAUCAU